UUGUCCUCCUACCGAAAAGUGGGGGCCCUGGAGGCAGCAUGCGUCCUGGCUGGGGUGUCCUUCUGCUCCUGCUGACCCUCCAAGCUGCGCCCUGCGUCCUUGGCAGCCUUCAAACCCAGGACAUGGACUCUUCAGGCUGGGGGUGCCCCAACCCUGACUGCUACACGGAUUACCUCCAGACGGUCACCUGCCUCCUGGAAACGGGUCCCACCCGCCCAGGCAUGCUCACGCUCACCUGGGAAGACCCGGAUGGAGAACUGGAGGAUGAGGUCACCUCCUGCCACCUCCGGGGCACCGCCUACAAUGCCACGCACACCCAGUACAUGUGCCACAUGGACGUGUUCCGCUUCAUGCCCGACGACUUCUUCAGCGUCACUGCGACGGGCCCCUGGGACUCGUGCAAGAGGGACAGCUUCAUGCUGGCCGAGAGAAUCCAGCCUCCCGCCCCUGUCAACGUGAGCGUGGCCUUCUCCGGCAGCUACAACGUGUCCUGGAGCUGCACCUACGACUCGGCGCCCGGGCCCACCCCGCUCAGGGACCGGCUGCAGUUUGAGCUGCUGUACUGCAUCCAGGGGAACCUGGGGGAGCCCAGGAGGAAGCUGGUGUCCGUGAGCGCCAGGAGCGUCUCCCUCCUGCCCCUGGAGUUCCGCCCAGGCGCCAGCUACGUGCUGUGGGUGCGGGCAGGGCCCCUGCCCGGCUCGUUGUUUGCCGGGACCUGGAGCGAGUGGAGCGAGCCUGCCACCUUCCACACCCCGCCCGCAGGGGCGUCCGGCCUGCAGGGGGAUUUGCGCAUGUGCCUGGUCCUACUCAUCCUCGUGCCCGUCCUGGUCUUCUUGGGCCUGAAGUUCUUCCAGCCAGGGAGGCUGACCAAGGCUGUGCCCAGCCCCGAGCACUUCUUUCUGUCCCUGUACAAGGCCCACGGCGGGGACUUCAAGAAGUGGGUGGGCACCCCCUUCACUGCGUCCAGCCUGGAGCUGGGCCCCUGGAGCCAGGGGACGCCGUCGUCGCGGCUGGAGCCCUGCAGCAGCGGCCCGGGGUCCGGCAAGGGCGCAGAGGCGGCGCAGCUGACCCCCGAGCCCCAGGAGACGGACGCGGCGCCCGCGGCCGCCCACAGCCCCGAGCGCGACCGGCCCUACGGCCUGGUGUCCAUCGACACGGUGACCGUGGUGGACGCCGAGGGGCCCUGGGCCUGCGCGUGCGCGGAGGACGGCUACCCCGCGCUGAGCCUGGACCCGGACCCCGCGGGCCGGCUGCGGCUGGACCCCACCGUGCUGGCCUGCGGCUGCGUGUCGGACGAGCCCCCCGCCCGGCCCGGGGACGCGCUGGACAGCCUCCUGGGAGCCGGGGCGGGCGGCGAGCCGGGCUCCCCGCCGGCCAGCCUGGACAUGGACACCUUCGACAGCGGCUUCGCGGGCUCCGACUGCGGCAGCCCCGUGGACGAGCCCCCGGCCGAGGGGGCCCCCCGCAGCUACCUGCGCCAGUGGGUGCUCCUGGGCCCCGCGGCCGGCGAGUGA
Sorex fumeus (smoky shrew) is the source of this 1514-nucleotide messenger RNA. It is a transcript of the gene IL21R, whose product is annotated as interleukin 21 receptor. NCBI's taxonomy places the organism in Eukaryota, Metazoa, Chordata, Mammalia, Eulipotyphla, Soricidae. Gene Ontology annotation, molecular function: cytokine receptor activity; protein binding. Gene Ontology annotation, cellular component: membrane; external side of plasma membrane. The transcript has 10 exons. Bases 39 to 1514 code for a protein of 491 amino acids. Gene Ontology annotation, biological process: cytokine-mediated signaling pathway; immunoglobulin mediated immune response. The record is from RefSeq and is a predicted model, not a curated record.